This is a messenger RNA of Phascolarctos cinereus (koala), 1207 nucleotides long. The record is from RefSeq and is a predicted model, not a curated record. NCBI's taxonomy places the organism in Eukaryota, Metazoa, Chordata, Mammalia, Diprotodontia, Phascolarctidae.
UUUCCAUCCCAAGGCCUCUGGAGAUGUCUUACAUCCUCCUAAUGCUGAGAAGCGUUCAGUUUAACAAUCUUAGUAGAGUGAAGCUACUAUUGCAGGUGCAACAUGCAAGUAAACAAAUUGCUGUAGAUAAGCAGUACAAAGGCAUAGUGGAUUGUAGAGUCCGAAUUCCAAAGGAACAAGGGGUCCUUUCCUUCUGGUGGGGUAACUUAGUAAAGGUCAUCAGAUAUUUCCCCACCCAGGCCCUUAACUUUGCCUUUAAGGAUAAGUAUAAGCAGGUGUUUUGGGGAGGAGUGGACAAGCACACACAGUUUUGGAGGCAUUUUGCUGGCAAUCUUGCCUCUGGUGGUGCAGCUGGAGCCACUUCCCUCUGCUUUGUCUACCCCUUGGAUUUUGCUAGAACCGGCUUGGCAGCUGAUGUUGGGAAAUCUGGCACUGAGAGAGAAUUCAAAGGUCUGGGAGACUGUCUUGACACCAAGUCUGAUGGAAUUCGUGGCUUGUAUCAAGGUUUCAAUGUCUCAGUGCAGGGUAUCAUUAUCUAUAGAGCAGCUUACUUCGGAAUCUAUGACCCAGCAAAAGGUAUGCUCCCAGAUCCCAAGAAUACUCACAUUGUGAUAAGUUGGAUGAUUGCUCAAACAGUGACUGCUGUAGCAGAUGUGGUCUCCUAUCCCUUUGAUACAGUAAGGCUGCGAAUGAUGAUGCCGUCUGGAUGCAAAGGAGCUGAUAUCAUGUACACUGGAACAGUUGACUGCUGGAGAAAGAUUGCUAAAGCUGAGGGUGGCAAAGCUUUCUUCAAGGGUGCAUGGCCCAAUGUUCUUAGAGGCAUGGGUGGAGCUUUCUGGCUUGUCCUGUGUGAUGAAUUCAAGAAAGUAAUCUAAGUACACCCUAACUAAAGGAACCAGUGAAUAUAGAUCUUGUAGAAUACUUAGCCAUACUUGGCAUUUUGGACUAUUGACCUUCAAGAAAUUCCUGUUGUCUUUUUAUCCAGGCCAGAUCAUGUGAUGGGAGCCAGGAAAUGCUCCUAGAAAAAGGGGCUCAUUUAUUGUGAUCCAUUAUUCACACAGUGGAACUGAUGUUGAUUCAGUAUAUUGAUUCCACUGGUUUUUUGGGAUAUAACAGUUACUGUGGGUCCAAGGAGGCAGAUCAACUUAGACCAUCUAGUUUAAAUGCUCUCUUGUAGGACCAUAAAUUUGUGUUUAAGUAUUUAUUU